UGAAGACUAAGAUUUGAUGAUCAUUUGUAUCAAAUAUGAAAAAAGACAAAAAGUGAUUUAAAUGUAUAAUUGUGUAAUUGUGGUCUCAGUCGUUUCAUUAUCUGAGCUCAGAGUGAGUCACUAACUUUAUUUAUGUGGAACACAAUUUUAACACUGUGAAGGCACUUCACCCUCGAUCCAUAAACAUGCAGGAUUAGUAUAACUGGACACUGUGAUUGACCAUAGGUUUGUGUGGCUGGAGAACUGUCUCCUCCAUCACCCGAUGAAGAGAAGAAUGAAAUGAAAUGAUGCAUGAACGGAAAAACAAUACAAUGCUGUUAACCAAAGUGUGGGAUGUGGCCCUACUACAGACAUAACAUGACGUUUUCUGACAAUAUUAAUCUAAAUAUGCAGUGUAUUUUUUUGUUGUUGUUUGGACCGAUGUUUUGACAGCACUAAGAGUUUUGUGUGUGGACAGGACUUUAAAAACCCUGUGUUUGUGUGGAUUCAGGGGAUAAAAUAUAACAAACAUGGAUCAAGAAACAAGGAUUCAAGAAAACUAUGAAUAUAGAAAGUGUAGGAAAACAAGCAGUGGCCCUGAAACGAUCACACCACUAACAGGAGGACCUUCUUUGGUCUGAAGUAUCACUGGUCUCUUUAUUAUUUGUUUAGUGUCAAACCAUGACCUCAGUCUUUGCAGCUUUUGAAUAAUGACUUGUUAAAACAGAUGUAUGAAGACGUUUACCAAACAUGAACCUCUUUGAAUGUUUGAUUUACCUUUGAAAAGUUACAUCAUUAGAUACAACUCACAUUUUAUUUCCUCCAGAGUCACAACAUUGUCUUUAUUCACAGGCCAGCUGCAGAUGCACAGGCACAUGGCUAAAAGUGGCAGCACUCUACGAGACCUGCAGCUGGCGCUGCAGCUGAAGAUCGAGGAGCUAAGACAGAGGGACGCUCUGAUCGAUGAGCUGGAGCUGGAGUUGGACACCAAGGAUGAUCUGAUCCGACAGCUGCAACUGGACCUGGACCAACACCGCAACACCUCCCUGAAAGCUGCCAGCUCUGCAGAGACAACCACAGAAGCAGCGGUGAUUUUGGCCCCUGGAGCUGACGAGCCUCAGAGGACUAAACGACAGGCGAUCUCAGCCGAGCCCUCAGCUCUGGACCCGUCACAGCUGACGGACGUGACACUCACCAGCUACUGCAAGUCCAAAGAAUCCAGUGAGCUGAUCCAGAGGGCGCUGAUGGACAAUGACUUCAUGAAACACCUGGAACACGGACAGAUCCUCACCAUCAUGGACUGUAUGCGUCCCACCAGCUUAGAGAAAGGCUGCUGUGUGAUCCAGGAAGGAGACGAUGGCUCCACGGUCUACGUCAUGGAGGAGGGGAUGGUGGAGGUGACCAAACAAGACAAGAAACUCUGCACCAUUGGUCCAGAAAAAGUGUUUGGAGAACUGGCCAUCCUGUACAACUGCACCCGCACAGCGUCAGUCACAGCCCUGACGGACAUCAAGCUGUGGGCCAUCGACCGACAGGACUUCCAGACCAUCAUGAUGCGGACAGGGCUCAUUAAACAUUCCCAGUACACAGAGUUCCUGCGCAGUGUCCCCUCUUUCUCAUCCCUCCCUGAGGACAUUCUCAGUAAACUGGCUGAUGUUCUGGAGGAGACUCAUUACAGCGACGGUGAUUACAUUAUCCGCCAGGGAGCCACUGGAGACACAUUCUUCAUCAUCAGUAAAGGACAGGUGAAAGUGUCGCAGCAGAACUCCGAUGGUGAGGAGAUGCCGAAUGAAAAGAGUCUUUCCAAAGGAGACUGGUUUGGAGAGCAGGCUCUGAAAGGUGAGGACGUUCGAACGGCCAGUGUGACCGCCGUGGGAGACGUCACCUGUCUGGUCAUUGACCGAGAGUCUUUCAAACAGCUGAUUGGUGGACUGGAUGACACUCCAAGCCAACAGAAAGACAUGGACGAGGUCAAUGCCAAACUACAGGUAGAGGCGGAUUUCUUCUCCAGUGUCACACUGAAGGACUUUAAUAUCAUCUGCACUCUGGGAGUGGGAGGCUUCAGCCGAGUGGCGCUGGUGCAUUUGAAGAAUGAUCACAGUCGGUCGUUCGCCCUCAAAGUGUUGAAGAAGCGUUACAUCCUGGACAGCAGCCAGCAGGGUCACAUCCUGUCAGAGAGACGCAUCAUGGUGGAGGCUCACAGUCCCUUCAUCAUCAGGUUGUACAGGACGUUCAAAGACACCAAGUACCUCUACAUGCUGCUGGAGGUCUGUCUGGGUGGAGAGCUGUGGUCGCUGCUCAGGGACAGGGGUUCCUUUGAUGACAGCACCACCCGUUUUUACACGGGCUGCGUGAUCGAAGCUCUGGCCUUUCUGCACUCCAGAGGAAUCAUCUACAGAGACCUCAAACCGGAGAACAUCAUACUGGACCACAGAGGAUACGCCAAACUGGUGGACUUUGGUUUUGCCAAGAAGGUAGGUCUGGGAAAGAAGACGUGGACAUUUUGUGGGACUCCUGAAUACGUGGCUCCAGAGAUCAUCCUGAACAAAGGUCACGACAGCUCGGCUGACUGCUGGUCUCUGGGGAUCCUGGUGUUUGAGCUGCUCAGUGGCAGUCCUCCAUUUUCAGGCUCUGAUCCCAUGAAGACCUACAACAUCAUACUGAGAGGCAUCGAUAUGAUCGAGUUCCCAAAGAAGAUCACCAAGAGCGCCGCCAACCUUAUCAAACGCCUCUGCAGGGACAACCCCUCAGAGAGACUGGGGAACCAGAAGAAUGGAGUGAAGGACAUCCAAAAACACAAGUGGUUCGAGGGCUUCAACUGGGAUGGACUUCGUCAAGGAACCAUUGACUCUCCGUAUAUACCUGUGGUGAAAGGGCCACUGGACAACAGCAACUUUGACGAAUUCCCCGAGGACACCGACGACCCACCUCCUGACGAGGACUCCGGCUGGGACCUGGAAUUCUAACAUCUGUCUGUUAGGAAUGAAGGGUCUAAAGAGGAAGUGAAGCCAUAACAUAAAGGAGCGCCAACUUCUUGAUCAGACCACAUGGAGAACUGAAGCUGGGUGCUUUCACAAAGCCCUCAAAGACCAGAACCUCCAGAUGAGAAGACUUGGAUGUUAGGAAGGCUGAGCACAACGACAGGACGCAGAAACAUCCCACACUCCAGUGACGACUCAGAUACCAAAGACACGUGAACAAAAUGAAGAGAAGAGAGAAAAGCUGAUUAUAGAACUGUGUGUGUGUGUUAGCUGAUUAACAACGUUCAAAAUAAAACAGGUAUUUGUUUAAAGAUUAAAGAUCAAAUUUGUCAGUUAAUGAAAAGAAAUAAAUCCAUUUGUCACUGGUAAAGUCAGUGUGUCCGCAGUAGGUGCUGCAGAUGUUUAUCAGCCAGCGUUGACCUCCGGGAUAAUGGGGUCACUGAGGUCGUGUGAGGUUCACUGACUCCUGUUCAUGAUGGAAACUCUGCUUCCUUCUCUAACGAAUCUUUCCCACAAUUUAACUGAGAACUGACGCUGAGAUAAGACACACACGCACACACACCCAUACACACACACACUCUUUUCCACAUCCUCUUAAGUGUCAGAGUUUACGAAACAAACCCACAAAUUAAAGAACUUAAAGAACAGAGUGGGAUUAUAUAAAAGGGCAUUAAAGUAAUUCACAUUGACGUACAUUUUUUAAAAAUAAAUCGCAGAAUAAAUCUGUAGUUUUAAC
Cynoglossus semilaevis (tongue sole) is the source of this 3696-nucleotide messenger RNA. Its product is annotated as cGMP-dependent protein kinase 1-like. Gene Ontology annotation, biological process: protein phosphorylation. The record is from RefSeq and is a predicted model, not a curated record. The coding region runs from base 744 to 2945 and encodes 733 amino acids. Gene Ontology annotation, molecular function: ATP binding; cGMP-dependent protein kinase activity. The transcript is spliced from 20 exons. NCBI's taxonomy places the organism in Eukaryota, Metazoa, Chordata, Actinopteri, Pleuronectiformes, Cynoglossidae.